Cinara cedri is the source of this 5616-nucleotide messenger RNA. The record is from the annotation of a GenBank genome assembly. Lineage: Eukaryota; Metazoa; Arthropoda; Insecta; Hemiptera; Aphididae.
AUGGCAUUUUUGUUCAGAAGUUUAAUCCCGUCUUCCGGUCUUGUUGCUACGUCCGUUGUAAGUAUAUUAUGUUCACAUAAAUAAUGCAUAAUUUCUACGAAUCAGAAUAAUUAAUGCGUAGGUAUAUAGGUGUGUAAUGAUUAUUUGUCGAUAAGUUAACACGUUCAUUACUGUUAACGUAAUAUCUACGUUUACAGACCGUUUGUUCUUGUCAAAUUUGUGUUUUACUAAUCUAUGUUGAAACAUUAUACAAAUCAGAUAAAAUAACUUUAACCCCGUUACAUGUUUUGGAAGAUCGCAUGAGUGUGUCCGUUUAAAUCUGAAUAAUCUGAUAUAGGUAAGUAAGAUUAAGUUUUAUACUUGAUUAAUAACUUAUGGGUAAUGACCAAUGUCAUUAUCUCCUGAUAAUAUAAAAUCUACAUGUUGACAAAUUGAUGUUCAGCUUUAACUUCAAGAUUUAAUCAUGUUAUUGACAUCAAUGAGUAACGUUUUAUAUGUAGCAGUAUUGGGCAUUGCUUUGGCAUUUGGUUAUUAUUGGUCUGUGAGUAAUAAAUUAGUAAUAAUUGUUAUUGUUUGUGUGAACUAUAGACUUAAAAUAGAUUCUAUUAUAAGUCUAUGGUGUGAACUUUGUAGAUGUACCAAAAUCUGUGUUUAAUUAUAUCAUUUGAUUAUAAAUUGAUUUAUUUUUCAUAGUUUUGUGAUUAGUUUCAGGCUAAAACUAUUAGUAACGCCGCUAAAAAUAUGACUGCAGAUUGGAAGAAUGCAACAUCUGUGUACGAUUUUACAGUAAAGAACAUCAAAGGAGAAGAUGUGUCAUUGGAAAAAUACAAGUAUGACAUAUUUCACUCUAUUGUGAAAACAACGAUAGUGUAAUUUUUUUGUUCCAUAGGGGUCAUGUAUUGAUCAUAGUCAAUGUAGCAUCCAAAUGUGGUUUUACUGCCAAACAUUACAAAGAGUUGAAUGAACUAGAUGAGAAGCAUCGUGAAAAGGGAUUAAGGAUUCUUGCUUUCCCGUGUAAUCAAUUUGGAGGCCAGGUAAAUAUCAAAUCAAAAUGUUGAUAACACAAUGAUCAUUUAGAAUUUGUAAAAUAAAAAAUAUAGGUAUAUGCGUACAUCUCAAGCACAAUUAUUAUAGAAGUGAUUUAGUUAAUCAUCAUUUAUUAAUUUAGUUAAAUUUUAAAUCUCAGUCCAUAGGUACUAAGGCUUGUUAUUAAAAUGUUUAGGGAAGUCCCAGUAACAGCAAUCCAUUCUUAUAACCUUCAAUUAAUGAUCAUAUAAUUGGCAGUUUUAUAUUAGCUAAUUGACAGUGAUCCCCAAAAUAACUAAUGACUGAAUUUUAUUGUUCUACGCAUUUAUAGGUAAACAUUGAAAAUAUCAUUUAUAUUAGUCGAGUUAUAUUGUUGUUAUAAUUCUGUAUGGUUAUUAUAAUUGUUAUUUUGUUUUAUAUUAUAGAAAAUAAUAUUUUAUACUAUAUUGAAAAUUAAUAAUAAGAUUAAUUUAUCUGAUAACUUAGCAGUUUACGAGCUUUUAUCAACACUUAACUGGACAUUGUAAGAAUGAGCCUUAGUUCAUAAUCCUUUAUUUAAUUAAUGAUUAUUAAAUACUAGCUGACCCGGCAAUGUUUUGCUUUUGCUAGGUAUUGGUUUAAAUAAUAAUAAUGUGUUUUUUGUCUGUGACAGCCAAAUUAUCACCCAUAUCGCCCAGGUAAUCUAUAAUCAGUAAAUCAAAUUUUAUUAAUGUUCUAAAAAUAUCAAAAUCCCUCCCGUCCAGCGUUGCCUGGGCCAAUUUAUUUGUUAUUUCAUCUGUAUCACCAAGGUUACCCAUGAAUAAACAAAAAUACCUAUAAACCUCUAUUUUACCCCUUUAGGGAUUAAAUUUUUAAAAAUUCUUUCUUGGCUGAUGCUUAUGUCUUAAUAGAUAUUUGUAUGCCAAAUUUUAGCCUGAUCUGUCAGUCGGGACAUGUUAUAUUAUAUAUUAUAUAGAUUUUAUUAAAUUUGUUAUUAUCCAAUUUAUGUAUGACGUAUGUUCUAUACUUAGUAGAUUAUCCUUUCUUAUUCAACUACUAUUAAAGUAAACAGGCUAUUAACUACUUUUAUACUCCUGUUUAUAGAAGUGCAUUUGUUGCACUUCUUUAUCAUUAACUUGAGUUAUGAUUAUGUCUGUGGGACACUGUAUGCUAUCAUAAUGUUAUUUUUACAUCCAUCCUUUCAGAACUUAAAACAUGAAUUCUUAUUGUUUAUCGUAAUUCAAAUAUGAAAUAUUAAUCUAAAUUAAUAAUUACUUCACUCCUAUAAACAAUAAAUUUAAUUUCUUCGCAACACUUGUACCUGUUAUUGCUAAUGUUUACAUCUUUAAAAAAAAUGAUUAAACAUUAGGUUCUAAUAAAUUAAAUUAAAUUUUAUUUACACAUGUAUGUUAGACAAAAUUUUUUUGUAAAAAUAAUUUUAUAAAUAACUAAUAAGUAAUAAACAAUUUCAAAUACAUUCAAUAUUGAGUUACAUUGAUAUAUUGAAAUGUGAUUGACAACUGAUAAUGCUCAAAUGAGAUGAAAAUAGAUGUGAACCACUAAGUUAAUAUAUGAUAAUCAGCAGAUUAUUUGGGCAAUAUAGGCAGUGGGUCCAUCCAUAGUAUAUGACAGAGGCGGCCAAACAGUUGAUCACGGACAAAUUAAAGUCGAUUAUGUUAGAAUUUAUUUUUAGGCCACGUGCAUGAAAAUUAAUCAUGGUGGUAGAUAAAAAUAUUGUUGAUAUAUUUUAUUUUUUAUUCUGGUUCUGUAUGUCAAAUGAUUAUCGUUCACAUAGUUGUUUCUAGUUCAGUAAUCUAGUUUUACUGUGUUAAUUUAGUUUCUGUUGUAUUAAAUUUAUAAUAACUUAUUUAAGUUCCUUAAAAUGUAUAAGUAUAAGUGCACACAAAAAACAAAAAUUUAUGGAUGUCAAUUCAUAAUACAAAGGUGAAGUAUAUUAUUUACUAGAUCACUCUCAAAAAAAGUUUGGUCACCCCUGGUAUAUGAUUUAAGGAAAAUAAGGGGAAUGGUAUCGGAAAAAAAAUAUAUAAGCUCCAAAAACUUAAUUUAUAAUUCUGCUCUAAGACAUAGAUAAACACAUUUUUUGAUAAUUAAUUAAAUUUUAAAAUGUAAGUCUAUCAUAUUUAAUUUGAAUCAAUUUUCCAAUUUAUUCAUUGUGUUUGAUGUUAUGCAAAUAAUUUUAAAUUGCACUAUAAAAGAAUUUCAUAAAACUUAGAAGAAUUUAGUACAUUAUUAUUUAUUAGCUUAUUAUAUAAUAUUUUAAAUUUUAUUAUUAUUAUUUCAUACUUAAGGAACCAGGUGACGCUGAUGCUAUUUGUAGCUUUGUUAAAGAACAAAAGGUUAAAUUUGACCUAUUUGAAAAAGUUAAUGUCAAUGGUAAUGAUGCAGAUCCAUUGUGGAAAUAUUUGAAAUCAAAACAAGGUGGUUUAUUGAUUAAGUAAGUAUUUAUUUAACUUUUACCAUAGCCUUAUAAGUUUGUGUUUAUUAACAACUUUUUUCACCAGAAAUCUUGCUCUGAUUAUCAAGUAUAGCAUCUUUUCUAAAGGCAAAUGUUUUUUAGUUUGUGUAUCAAGGAGGUCAUUUUUGAUUUUUAUUGUAUUUUUCUAAAUAAUGGCGAAAUUAUGGGAAAGUUUACUUAAUAUUAGAUAAAAUAUUAUGUUUGCUAAUAUAUAUUUAUGUUUUUUUUUUUUUUUUGUAAUCUGAUUAUAAAUAAUUAUAGAGAUCUGGCAUAUUUUAAAGAAUAAUACAGCCCUUUCUAGACAUAAUAAAAUUUUCAAAAUAUUACUAUUGUAUUUUUAACUAUUUGCUGUUAUUAUGUUUGAGUUUUUAAGUUUUUAUUUGAUUUUAUGUGGUUAAAAAUUGUUUGGCCCUGCCAAAAUGUUUAAACAUUUUACAUGAGUUUCAUCAUAAGUAGUAUUUAGUGAUUAACAAAAAGUUGAACAUAAUGCCAGUUUUCUUAUUUGCGUUUUAAGUUUGAAUUUAAAAACAUAAUUAUAGCAUUUCAAAACAUGAUAAAAUACAAUAAAAUUAAUUUUAGUGAAUUACUUACAGUUGUUUUCAACAAUGAUAUUGGCAUUACAUUUUUAUAAUUAUACAUUAUUUUACAUUAUUUAUGUCGGGACAAUAACAAACAAGUAUCUUCUUUAGCAAUGAUUUAACAUUAUGCACAGAUAUAAAUUAAAUUUCUCUAUAUAUUCUACUUUCCCAACUUCCUACCUAUUUUAGAUUCGGAUUAGAGUGACAAAUCUAUUGGUUUACUAUUAUCUAUUAUAAGUUUAUAUUAAGUACCUAUAUAACAUUUAUAAAUUUAUAAAUAACUGAUCCUGAAAAUUACAAUAUUAUUUAUUUUAUUUCAGUGAUAUCAAAUGGAAUUUUACCAAAUUCAUUGUAGACAAAAAUGGAUUGCCUGUUGAGAGAUUUGCUGCUAAUACAAGUCCAUUGGUAAUACAAUUUUUAUUAAGUAUUUUUAAUUGUUAAUUAGCCAAGUUUUUGAAAACGUGGAGUAAAAAUGCAAUUUAGCCUAUUCAAUAUUAUUUGGAGUAUGGAUAUUGCUACUAAUAAAGACUUUUUCUGACUUCUGAAACCUAAAGACCCCAUACAUAAGAUAAUUUGUUAUGCAACUUGGUAGUGUUAAUCAGGAUGUUUUGGCUAGUUUUUGUUUUAGGGGGCAAACCUCAGAUGUGGUUGUUGUAUUUGUGGCCAUGUCAUUAGUCCGCCUAUAGAUGAUAGAAACCAAAUAUAUCAUCAUUGAUAAAACAUUAUUUCAUAAAAAGUAUUUUAAAAUGUAGCUUUUGUUUUCUAUAUAAUGGACUCAAAUUAUAGUAUUUUUCUAUACAUACAUAUAUAUAUAUAUAUUAAUCAAACACAAUUCACCUGAGUUAAUAAACUAAUUUUAUCAUAUAUAAAUUAUCUUAAAACGGUUGGUCUGACAACAAGUUUAUCAAUAAAUUGUUUCAUGUAUACCCCAUACAUGGAUAUUAUAUAUUUUAGGUAUACAAAUUAUAUUUACCAAAAUGAUUUAUUAUUGAUAGUUGAUUGUAGAUAAAUAUAGUUUUAUAUUUAUGAAGCUAAUCAUUGGGCUAACAGAGAAGUAAUACAAUCAUUUUACUUUAUUAAUAUUAUUUAUUUUUACAUUAAAUUAUUUUUAAUAGAUUAAUAUUGGUUUAUUUUAACAAAAAUUAAAUGCACUUUGGUUUUUCAAAAAUAUUUUUAAAUUACAAACAAAGAAAUGUAGAAAGCAAUAUAAAAACACAUACCUAAUAUACUUAUUAUGUAGAAAUAUAUAUUAAUCAUUUAUCAUUGUCAUUAUGAAUUCAUUACAGGUAUUAUUGCUCAGAACUGAUAUGUCAAAUGUAUUUAUCUGUAAUCUAUAAUCUAUAAUUUAUUUUCACAAAUAUAUUAAACACAUUGUUUUUUAAAUAAUUUAUAUACUAGGAAUGUUAUUUUUUUGUUGAAUAUAUAAUUUCUAACAAAUAUUCAAAUAUAAUAUUAAAAAUUAAAUUUGAAUUGUUCAUAUUUAAAAAUAUUUUUAAUAAUUAUGUUGUGACUUUUUUUUUUCAGGACAUGGAAAAGAAAUUGAACAAAUAUUUUUAA